AUGGAGGAGCACGAUGCGGCAGAACCCUUCCAUAUAGUCUACGCUGAAAGGUUUUUCAAGUUCCUGCAUUCUGCACAAGCAUUCGCUCAGUCUAUGAACAACCUGGCAGCUCAGAUACAGCGGAUCGAAUUAGUCGUCGAAAAAGUGAUGACGUUCGUAGCUUUUCAACAGCAGCUGCAACAACGCUGUUCCUUUUGGAAGAUUGCAGACACCAACGAUGAUUCUUCUUCAGAUUCAGAAGAAUUUACCUCUAGUAGCACUCCCCAGGUUAAAUUGAAUGCAUUAUCUCCCAAAGAACGUUUCCUUGAUAAAGAUUAUUUGGAAAUCGAUUCCCAUGAUAAACUAGUUUUAAAAGAAAAGUUACAGUCGUUGAAUAUGUCUAUUGUUCAGGUCGAUGUGACCCCUGCAACUGAACAUCAUGACAACGACUGCUCCAAUUCUUGUUCGACUAUUGGUCCAGGUCGUGAACACGUUUGCUGUACUGUACGUGGCGUGCUUCAGAAGGGUUAUGACCUAAACAUUUUACUUGGUGUCCCAUCAGACAAGGACGAAAAUGUAUCCGAAAACACAGGUCAAAAUGUAUGCGCGAGUGAGAAUCAAGGAUUCACUUAUUUCAAAGAAACAGCUGAAGAUCAUACGGAUAGGAUUAAUGACAGUGGCGAGGAAGAAGCUCAUAGUCUAGGAUCUCUCCCUGGCAUUGUGGAAGGAACUGAUAGCGACGUUUUGGAACAAGAACUGUCGAUGAAUGGCGAUUCAAAAGAAAGUUGUAUGCAAGAUUUGGAACAGCCUGCAGUUUGUGAAAAAAUUGAUAAAGAAGACGAUGAAAAUAAUUAUUGGAAAGAUAAUUGUAGUCAUUGUUUGGCUGAUAAUUCGGGAAUUCAUAAUGACAUCGAAUCUACUAAUCGAAAUAUUUUGGACGAUAAUGGCAGUAGUAAUUUGGAGCAAGUUUGUCAUGAUUUGAAAGAAGUUGCUGGAAAUGAAUUUAAAGAUCUUGAUGUUAGGGAGAGCGGAGAAGUUAGUAAUGAUUUGAAAGGAUCUGAUGCCUUUGGAAAUGGGUCGCUGGUGGAAGCUAUUAGCACAAAGAAUCUUGGCAGUGAACACAAUGAUUCUGUACUUGUGAAUCAAUGUCAGCAACUCUCAUUAGUGAGAGCGAGUCCUGAUUCUGGCCCUCCAGAGAGAAAUAAAGAUGGAGAUCAAUUGCCAAACACGUUUUCCAAUGGUUUCAUUAAUGGUCUUCAAUUGAUAGAAUUUAUCCACAAAAAAAUGGGAACUUUUCAGUGGACCAAUGCCAUAGAAGCUAGUGAGUCUGAACACGAAAUGAAAACAGAUACUUUCGUCCAAGGCUGCAGUAUUAAUUCUGAAUCAUCCGUUCAAAACGUUUCUGACGUAAAAGAUUCUGUCGGAACUGUUUAUUUAAGUUCCGAUUUUAAUUCAUCAAAUUUCACUGAACCAAUAAACAAUGAGAGUAACAGUGUUACCACAGAGAAUGUAGAGGAGAACUUGAAACGUGAACUGUUGUCUGAUUGUACUUCAGGAAGUAAAGAUAGUACUUCAGCCAACUCUAGAAUCAGCCGUUCUACGAAAGAGGGAAAAACUUGUUGUGAAACUUUUUCUGUUCAACAAGGCCCCCACACAAUUUGCAGCGCAGACCCCGCCCAACCAGGUGAGUAUGAAAGACGCGAAGUAUGGAGAAGUUAA
Messenger RNA from Gryllus bimaculatus (two-spotted cricket), 1698 nucleotides. The record is from the annotation of a GenBank genome assembly. NCBI's taxonomy places the organism in Eukaryota, Metazoa, Arthropoda, Insecta, Orthoptera, Gryllidae.